AUGCUGGCGAUCAUCACCAACCAAGCAGUCUUGGAGAUGGCACAGGCUGAGUUAGACUCUGUGGUGGGCCCUGGUCGAUUCCCUACAUUCGAGGAUAUACCCAAGCUACCGUAUCUACGCGCACUUUGCAAAGAGGUUCUGCGCUGGCGCCCUGUAGCUAUAUUGGGUGGAACACCGCAUGCUUGUUCUGAAGAUGAUUAUUAUCGCGGGUACUACAUUCCUCAAGGAACGAUCAUGUUGGGAAAUUCGUGGGCAAUUAAUAUGAAUCCUACGUAUUAUCCUAACCCGGAUCAGUUCAACCCUUUACGAUUUUUAGAUAUCGACCCACAUCUGCUACCUUAUCUUCCGAAAGAAUACAUAUCAUCGGUUAAGCAAGAAAAGGGAUCUGCGCAUCCAAGAAAAAUUGGUCAUAGUUCAUUCGGCUGGGGUCGUCGUAUUUGCCCAGGCGCAGAUCUUGCGACCAAUACUUUACUCAUUACGCUCAGUCGGCUGCUGUGGUGCUUCGAUAUUCGGCCCAUCCCUGGGCACGUCUACGACACGCUAGAUUACACGAAUGGCUUCAACGUCAGACCGCGGAAUCUGCAGCUGGGCCUGCAAAUUCGAUCCGAUCAGCAUCGUCACGUCUUGCAAAGGGAAUACGAAGUUGCGACCGCGUUUCUUAAAAUGCUUUCGCCCUUUGACGAAAGUAUGUGGCAAGGCACCGGUCGACAGGUUUGA
Messenger RNA from Aspergillus pseudonomiae, 717 nucleotides. Its product is annotated as cytochrome P450. The transcript has a single exon. NCBI's taxonomy places the organism in Eukaryota, Fungi, Ascomycota, Eurotiomycetes, Eurotiales, Aspergillaceae. Gene Ontology annotation, molecular function: monooxygenase activity; heme binding; oxidoreductase activity, acting on paired donors, with incorporation or reduction of molecular oxygen. The record is from RefSeq and is a predicted model, not a curated record. The coding region runs from base 1 to 717 and encodes 238 amino acids.